This is a messenger RNA of Thermochaetoides thermophila DSM 1495, 1359 nucleotides long. RefSeq lists its product as uncharacterized. The transcript has a single exon. The coding region runs from base 1 to 1359 and encodes 452 amino acids. The record is from RefSeq and is a predicted model, not a curated record. NCBI's taxonomy places the organism in Eukaryota, Fungi, Ascomycota, Sordariomycetes, Sordariales, Chaetomiaceae.
AUGGGGAGACCAAGGAAACAUCGUCCUGUUGAUGCUAACUCAGGGGCAUCACCCCCCGAGCCAGCUUCUAAGCCAGCACUCCCUUCUAUACCGGCUCCAGCAUCAGCUCCAGAGCUGGGAUCUACACAGGAACCAGGCCAAGCUAAUCCGAAUGAUCUGUCUGUCGCUGCUCCUGUCAUGGUCCCUGAUUUUAAAUUUGACAGUACCAUUGGCAUGGAUCUUGAUGUCACAUUCCUCAAUGUCAGCGAUCCCGACGUCAACUUCCUAUAUCUCAUGGAUCCAAGUUCUCAAGUCCUACCGUCAUUCCAAGGAUUCUCUGACCUGAUCAUGGAGAAUACCCAUAACCAGCAGACCAAACAGCUCCGUAGACGCCCCCCUGGUGGCCCCUUUUGGGCCAUGAGCACUCACCUCGAUGAAAUCAGCUUCGACCCUCCUUCCAACCCUGCCAUGUCAGUCCCAGCACCUGAGUUUACCCCAGAAGAAGCUACUCAACUUUUGACAGUCGACCUCCCCUUGUCAACCCCAGCGCUCUCGACUACAUCGUCUUCAUCCUCUCUAAGCGCCGAACCCUCACCAAUCGCCAACCAACGCCAGCAGCAACAGGUUCCUAGUCCUCAACCCUGUUCCUGUCUCGCCUCCCUUUGUGAUGCUCUCCACGCGCUGCAGUCUCUUCCCAACAACGCCACUUCCGCCAUCCGCGUAGCCCGCAGUGCAGCCAAAAUCGCGCACGACGUAAUCCACUGCCUCGCAUGCGGCGACCCACCUCUCGACACAUCCUCUCUACGCCUGCCAAUUCACGCGCUGCAAAGUAUGAUGAUGCUCGGGGCACUUCUGCCGUCUCUCUCGAAUGCAUACAUGCGGAUUCUGGAAAUGGUGGACGCCGAGGCAGCCGCUGCAGAUGCCGAAAGGCGGCAGCUGGUAUUUUCGUUAAAUGGGUACGGCGGCUUGUGGGGAUGGCUGGCAAAGGAAGGGAUGGCCAGGUGUGAAGGGGGCAUCGAGAGGUUGGGGGGGGCGCCCAUGGAACCGAAGCUCUGGCGAUUGGCGGUUCGCGCGCUGCUGAAGGUGGAUGUAUAUGGCAUUAGCGAGAGCGAUCUGCCUGGGAACUCCGUGUCCGCCGGUCGUGAGGGAAAUAGAGGUGGGUUGAGUGCAUUGCAGCCAGGCCUGAAGGACAUCAUUAAUAUGAUGGAGGAGCGCCAGCGACGAAGACACCAGCGGAUGGAUGAAUUGGUGGCAAAGGGGGUUGUCUCGGAUGCAGUAAAGCAAUGCUACAUCCCUCUGAACUCUGCAUUCGAGAAGCCUACGUGUUUGAAGAUCAUCGACAUCGCAAAGAAGUCGAUAGAAGAGUUGGUCAUCCCGUGA